Molecule: messenger RNA, 760 nt
Organism: Blastocystis hominis
Lineage: Eukaryota; Bigyra; Opalinata; Blastocystidae
Exons: 2
Coding region: 20-733 (237 amino acids)
Biological process (GO): maturation of LSU-rRNA from tricistronic rRNA transcript (SSU-rRNA, 5.8S rRNA, LSU-rRNA)
Cellular component (GO): cytosolic large ribosomal subunit
Molecular function (GO): structural constituent of ribosome; RNA binding
Source: RefSeq, a predicted model, not a curated record
GUAUUAUUCUUAAUCUAUAAUGUCAGUUCCUGAGUCUGUGGCUUUGAAACAGCGUCGUGAUGAAAAACUGAAGGCUGCCGCCGAGAAGUUUGCUGCCAACCUCGAGAAGGCCGAGCAGGUCAAGAGAGAGGCGAUGGUGAAGCGUACUGAGCAGUACUACAAGGAAUACGCUCAGAUGGAGGCUGAUCUGAUUGCCCAGAGAAGAGAUGCUCACAACAACGGUCAUCUGUUCUGUGAGGGAGAGGGCCGUCUGGCGAUCGUUGUGCGUAUUCGUGGUAUCAACCAGUGCUCUCCGAAGGUGAAGAAGACCCUGCGUCUGCUUCGUCUGCGCCAGAUCCACAACGCCGUGUUCGUGCGUCUGAACAAGGCUACGAUGGAGAUGCUGCGUCUGGUGGAGCCCUACAUCGCCUACGGUUACCCCAACCUGAAGCUGGUGCGUUCUCUGAUCUAUAAGCGUGGAUAUGCUAAGCUGAACAAGCAGCGCGUUCCUCUGAUGCUGAACGAGCAGAUUGAGCAGGUGCUCGGCAAGUUCGGCAUUGUGUCUGUGGAGGAUCUGAUCCACGAGAUCUACACUGUGGGACCCCACUUCAAGGAGGCGAACAACUUCCUGUGGCCCUUCAAGCUGAACAGCCCCAACGGCGGAUUCUCGAAGAAGCUGCGUCACUUCAACGAGGGAGGUGACUACGGUAACCACGAGGUGCUGAUUGGCAAGCUGGUGAACAGAAUGAUCUAAAGCACUUUUCAGGUUAAGAAUAAUAUG